AUGGCACUAACAUCAGCAGCAUGUCGACGAACACUGGACGAUUUGUCGAUAUGCGAUCGACUGAGAGAUCCACGCUUCACCUGGAUUAUCAAUUGUGCGAAACGAAAGCUUCCGACAGUUCCAUUCACCUUGCCAGCUACAAACGCUCAGUCAUCUGAUGCGGAAAUGCUGAAGCAAGCAUUCACAUAUGCGCGACAACAGGCUUGGGGAUCACCGAACGUUUUGCAACUGGUGGAUCGUUGCAAUAAAGCGGGUGUGGUUGAGAACUGGUGCAUGGUGAGGAAU
This is a messenger RNA of Anisakis simplex (herring worm), 285 nucleotides long. The record is from the annotation of a GenBank genome assembly. NCBI's taxonomy places the organism in Eukaryota, Metazoa, Nematoda, Chromadorea, Rhabditida, Anisakidae.